AGGAGGAGCGCUCGCGGCCACGGCGCUCGGCGGCCGCGCGGCGACACCUGUUCGCGGCAGCCAGGGCGGCACGCGAGCUCCGGACGCCGCUCUCCUCGCUCGCCGCCCGAUCUAAGCCAAUGGACAUCUGCCGGGCCUCUGGAGAAUUCUGGAUACUAGCUUUGGACGCCUAAAGUUUUUUUCUUCUUUUUGUUUUUAAAUUAAUAUUAUUAUUAUUUUUGGAGGGGGGACCGGGAGGGGAGAUUGGUCGCCGCCGCCAACGUGAGAUUUUUUUUUUUUUUUCCCCUUGAAGGAUUCAUGCUGAUGUCUGCAGAGUCGGUUAGAGUAAAAACAGCGCAUGCCUUCCUGGAGUCAGGAUCCGUAAAUUCUGACGUAGCCCGUGCAUCUUAAAAAUCCCUAUAAUAACGCCUAGGCAUUUAAGUUGCUAUGGUCAUUCUGAUCUCAAACCAAAUGGAGGAGCUACGAAUUUUUUUUCCUUACUACGGUCGGAUGCGAUGAAGACCUUCCUGCCUGUUAAGAGCUGGGGAUCUAUCUAUUGAGAUACAUAGAUAUGUUUAUCAAUAUGUCAGUGUGUGAGUAUAAAGUGGUGGUUUCUUAGACUAUCGGUGGUUUGACCUUGAACCUGUGCCAGUGAAACAGCAGAUUACUUUUAUUUAUGCAUUUAAUGGAUUGAAGAAAAGAACCUUUUUUUCUCUCUCUGCCUCUGCAGUAAGGGAGGGGAGUUGGAUAUACCUCGCCUAAUAUCUCCUGGGUUGACACCAUCAUUAUUGUUUAUUCCUGUGCUCCGAAAGCCGAGUCUUCUGAUGGCUCCCUUAGGUGAAGUUGGGAACUAUUUCGGUGUACAGGAUGCGGUACCGUUUGGGAAUGUGCCCGUGUUGCCGGUGGACAGCCCGGUUUUGUUAAGUGACCACCUGGGUCAGUCCGAAGCAGGGGGGCUUCCCAGGGGACCCGCGGUCACGGACUUGGAUCAUUUAAAGGGGAUUCUCAGGCGGCGGCAGCUAUACUGCAGGACUGGAUUUCACUUAGAAAUCUUCCCCAACGGUACUAUCCAGGGAACCAGGAAAGACCACAGCCGAUUCGGCAUUCUGGAAUUUAUCAGUAUAGCAGUGGGCCUGGUCAGCAUUCGAGGCGUGGACAGCGGACUCUACCUCGGGAUGAAUGAGAAGGGGGAGCUAUAUGGAUCAGAAAAACUAACCCAAGAGUGUGUAUUCAGAGAACAGUUUGAAGAAAACUGGUAUAACACGUACUCUUCGAAUCUAUAUAAACAUGUGGACACUGGAAGGCGAUACUAUGUUGCGUUAAAUAAAGAUGGGACCCCAAGAGAAGGAACGAGGACUAAACGGCACCAGAAAUUCACACAUUUUUUACCUAGACCAGUGGACCCCGACAAAGUACCCGAACUAUAUAAGGAUAUUCUAAGCCAAAGUUGACAAAGACAAUUUCUUCACUUGAGCCCUUAAAAAAGUAACCACUAUAAAGGUUUCAUGCGGUGGGUUCUUAUUGAUUAGCUGUGUCAUCACGUCAGCUCCACUGUUGCCAAACUUUGUCGCAUGCAUAAUGUACAACGGAGGCUUGGAUGGGAACAUGCUGAUUUGUUCUGUACUUAAAGGCUCGUCCUCCUGGAGGACUGCCUGUGCCCACUUGCUUGAUUUAUUGUGAGAGGAGGAGAGGGAGACUGAGAGUGGGGGUGCGUGUGGGAGUGGAUGGGAAGCAGGGGAGAUUGAAGAGAGAAGCAAAAGCAGAGAGGACGACGGCCUGAUGCAUGCUGGGAAAUAGACACGCUUUUCCAUUUUUGAUCAGUUCUACUUCAUCCUAUAUCAGCACAGCUGCCAUACUUCGACUCAUCAGGAUUUUGGCUGGUGGCCUGCACAAGGGUACGCUGCAUUUUCAAAGGCAUGGAGGGUGCAGUCUUACUUAAAAGACUUUUUCAGUUAAUUCUCACUGGUGUCAUCCCAGUGAAUUGAAAGCAAAGACCUCUUAGUAAAAAAAAAAAAAGUUAAAUUUAUUUAUAGAAAUUCCAAAGGCAACAUUUUAUUUAUUUUAUAUAUUUAUUUAUUAUAUAGAGUUUAUUUUUAAUGAAAUAUGUACAGGCCAGAUAGGCAUUUUGGAAGCUUUAGGCUCUGUAAGCAUUAAAUGGCAAAGUCCGCUACAAACCUGUGGUAAAUUCAUGCAAGUAAAUAUAAUGGUGCAUGGAUACGAGAAAUUCUAAUGACCCUAAUGUACUAAAGGCGACAAUCUCUUUUGUGCCCGUAUUAUUGUAAACUUAUGCACAUCAUUCAUGACACUGAGUAUUCACUCUUCAGACUGCUUGUUUCAUAGCUUCUCCCAGAGGAUUAAAGAUAAACUGGGUCUUAAACUUU
Equus quagga is the source of this 2360-nucleotide messenger RNA. It is a transcript of the gene FGF9, whose product is annotated as fibroblast growth factor 9. Gene Ontology annotation, cellular component: cytoplasm. The coding region runs from base 804 to 1430 and encodes 208 amino acids. The record is from RefSeq and is a predicted model, not a curated record. Gene Ontology annotation, molecular function: growth factor activity; fibroblast growth factor receptor binding. Lineage: Eukaryota; Metazoa; Chordata; Mammalia; Perissodactyla; Equidae. The transcript is spliced from 3 exons. Gene Ontology annotation, biological process: cell differentiation; positive regulation of protein phosphorylation; regulation of cell migration.